CUCGCCCGGACGCGCCGCGCCUCGACGCCGCUUUCCCGGGCGGCCGGAGCAGCCGCGAGCAACCCCGAGGGGAAGGAAGUGCUCGCCGCCCUGGGCUGGCCUCUCGCAGGGCUGGGGUGAGCCGGCUCUCGCGGCGGCAGGCCUCCAACAGGGCGCCCCGUCGGCGGCCGAGCUUGCCAAAGGCUCGGAUCGGCAUGGCGGCAGCAGCCUCAGAAGAGCCCCCCAAUGCACAUGAUGUGCUGAUUAUGUACGGGAAAGACGCUAGAGAGUGGUGCCAGUACCUUCAGAGCCUCUUCCAUUCAUGCCGAGACCUCCAGACCUACCUCGUGGAGAGCGGGACUCCUAUUCCUCCUGAAAAGUUGGAGCUCUUCAAGAGCAGCCGGUGCACCAUUGUAUUGCUCUCCUGUGACCUGGUGAAGACCUUCCAGGCCCCGGCGGUCCUGAAGAGCCUGCAGGAAGUGCUCCAGCCGCCUCAUAAAAUCGUGAAACUGUUCUGUGGUGUGGCAGAAUGUGAGGAUUACCAAGAGUGCUUCGAAGACUGGUCCCGGUGGAAACUGUUGACCUAUGAUGACGACCCCGAGACCUACGUCGCAGCUGUCAUGAAGGCAAUUUCAGAAGGAGAUUCUGGUUGUGAUUCGGUGACUGAUGCAGACGGGGAGGAUGUCAGCGAUCGACGUGACUCCUGUAAUACGUCAACGCAGCGGCAGCGUGGGAUGUCAGGGACCAAAAUGGGAAACCUAAUUGCUGUACAGCCGAAUCGCAUACGCUGUGGGGUGCGGACAACAAUGUACAUCAUUCUAAAAUGUAAGCUGGAUAGCCAAGUAAAAAUUGAAGUGGAAUUUUCUUCUGAGCAUUGUCAGUCCGUGCGAGUCCCUUCCAGGUUGGAGAAUGAGUAUACAGUGUCAGUUUGUACACCUGACUUAUCACCUGGCACAGUAUGUCUGCGAUUGUAUGCUGGGGAUUUAAUGGUAGCUGAAGCAGACAUUAGCUAUUAUACUGACAUGGAAGAAAUCAGCGACUUGCUGACUUCUGCAGCAAAUCCAGUGGAAUUCAUGUGCCAGGCAUUUAAAGUAGUUCCUUACAACACAGAAGCUCUGGACAAGAUCCUGACGGAGUCAUUGAAGAAGAAUCUUCCUGCAAGCGGUUUGCACCUCUUAGGAAUAAACCAGCUAGAAGAAGAAGACAUAAGUACAAGUCAGAGAGAUGAAGAGCUGCCCACUCUGUUGCAUUUUGCUGCAAAAUACGGACUGAAGAACCUCACAGCCCUGCUGCUUACAUGCCCAGGAGCCCUGCAAGCCUACAGUGUUGCCAACAAGUAUGGUCUCUACCCCAACAACAUUGCAGAGAAACAGGGCUUCAAAGAUCUCCGGCAGUUCAUUGAUGAAUAUGUGGAGACAGCAGACAUGUUGAAGAGCCACAUAAAGGAGCAGCUGAUGGAGGGGAAAGAAGAUGAUUCCGUUUAUGAGUCCAUGGCUUACCGCUCCACUGACCUGCUGAUGAAAUGUUCUCUGAAUCCUGCCUGUGACGAGGAUCUGUAUGAAUCCAUGGCUGGCUUGGUUCCUGGGGCCACAGAAGACUUGUAUGUAGAAAUGCUUCAGUCGGAUACUAGCAGCUCCCGGACAACAAAGGACUACAUGAUGCGCAGAUUCUUAGAAGGUGUGAGCAUGACUGUGCCAGAAUUCAAAGACAAUACAUACCACCUGUGUGAAGAUGAAGAAGUGUAUCACACUGUGGAGCAAGACAACUUUCCUCUAGAACUGAUCAACAGACCCCCGGUUCCUGUGCCGAGACCUGACCCUCCAAGGCAACAGGACAAAGAACCCUACAUUUAUAAAGUAUUUUCAGGAAAAGACUAUGAGAGCUCUGGGAAUCUCUAUGUGUCUUCAGAGAACCUUAGGAAAGAGGCAGCAGACAAAGCUUUGAGGGUCCGUUCCCAAUCCAGUAUAUAUGAUCCAUUUGCUGGGAUGAAAACCCCCGGGCAAAGGCAGCUGAUAACUUUACAGGAGCAAGUGAAGCUGGGGAUGCUCACCGUGGACGAAGCUGUCCUGCAUUUCAAAGAGUGGCAGCUCAAUCAGAAAAAGAGAUCGGACUCAUUUCGUUUUCAGCAGGAAAACUUGAAAAAACUACGUGACAGCAUCACACGACGACAACUUGAGAAGCAAAAGGCGGGCAAACAUUCAGACUUGGAAAUCACUGUGCCUGUGGGACAUUCCCAGAAUACCCCCAAGAAACCGGAAUGUGGCAUAUAUGAAUUUAGCCCCCGGAAAAAUAUCUUCCCACCAAGUAAAGAGAUUAAGCGAGGGGACUGGAAAACAGAAAGCUCAUCUAGCUCUACAAGUAGUUCAAGUAACCGAUCCAGUACUCGAAGUUUACUGAGUGUCAGCAGUGGGAUGGAUGGAGACAAUGAGGAUAACGAGAUGCCAGAAGUGAAGAGAAAUUUUAGCCCUAUGACACAUCAAGGGAACAAGCCACACUUCACGACAUCUGGAAGGACUCCAAGAAUACCUCCUCGUACUGCUAGCAGGCCGUUGAGCAGCGACAGCAUCCGCCCACCUCCGGUGCCCCCAAGAGGCCGUGAAAUGCUGCACUAAAAUCCUUAGAACAGUGAAUUGUGGAGACCUGGAGUUUCAUUCUUAAGACUGACUUUUUCAUGGUAACAAGCUUUAAGUAUUGCCAGGAUAAGUUUUCCCCUCUUUCUCCCCAUUAAUGGAAUAAUUUUGGCACAGACGUUUACCUCAGAAACAGAGCUGAGAACAAGAAGUUGGAUUCUUCCCUGUAGUGGCUUUUCAGAGCUGGUCAGAAAAGAACUGCAGAGAUUUCUCGGAAGCAUCUGAUUCAUCUAACUUAAUCACAGCAGACCCGCAGGGACCCAAUCGUCUUCUCAAAACCUCUCAAUUUAUUAAAAUAUAUCUUCAAGCAGAAACUUUUCUUUGUUUAUCCACAAAUGAGAUAGUCUGCACUACUUCUUCAUGCCGUCUGACAAUAGAAAUGUUCACUGAAAAGGCAGGCAGACCAGUGCCUUUUAUGGUCCAUGAUCUUGCAGACACUCAAGUGAAAUCAGUGAUACCUUUGAAAUCUUCCCCGGUGCUUACAGAUUUUGUAAUGGCUCUGUAUUUCAGGCCACCAAACCAGUACAUAGACAAAACAGCAAUACAGAAAUGCUGAGCCGCAAUUCCUGAUUUAAGUACCAGAAGGAAUUUCCGUGGAACUCUGUGCUUGCCUUGCCAGUAUGGUACUUCUGUGACGAUUUAUCAAAAGCCAGCUAUCCAGCUAUGGAUGUAAAAAAGAGGCAGAUUCUUUCUAGUUCAUGAACAUCAAUAAAACAUGCAUAGAAGUGUUCAGUUUA
Eublepharis macularius is the source of this 3346-nucleotide messenger RNA. RefSeq names its product phosphoinositide-3-kinase adaptor protein 1 (gene PIK3AP1). The transcript has 17 exons. Lineage: Eukaryota; Metazoa; Chordata; Lepidosauria; Squamata; Eublepharidae. The record is from RefSeq and is a predicted model, not a curated record. Gene Ontology annotation, molecular function: signaling receptor binding; phosphatidylinositol 3-kinase regulatory subunit binding. Gene Ontology annotation, biological process: signal transduction. Bases 195 to 2591 code for a protein of 798 amino acids. Gene Ontology annotation, cellular component: cytosol.